Molecule: messenger RNA, 1074 nt
Organism: Trichomycterus rosablanca
Lineage: Eukaryota; Metazoa; Chordata; Actinopteri; Siluriformes; Trichomycteridae
Gene: p2ry4
Product: pyrimidinergic receptor P2Y4
Exons: 1
Coding region: 1-1074 (357 amino acids)
Biological process (GO): G protein-coupled receptor signaling pathway; transepithelial chloride transport
Cellular component (GO): plasma membrane
Molecular function (GO): G protein-coupled UTP receptor activity; G protein-coupled purinergic nucleotide receptor activity
Source: RefSeq, a predicted model, not a curated record
AUGUCCUUUGAAAGCUUCACCAUUUCUAACAGACUAUCUAUACCAGAAGAUACUUCUGAGACUGGUAAUAACAGCUGCCGCUUCAAUGAGGAGUUUAAGUACAUCUUGCUGCCUGUAUCAUACACAAUAGUGUUUGUGCUGGGCUUGGCACUUAACUCUGUCGCACUGUGGAUGUUCCUGACUAAGAUGCGCCCAUGGAACACCAGCACAGUCUACAUGUUUCAUUUGGCACUGUCGGACACGCUGUAUGUGCUGUCUCUGCCCACCCUCAUCUACUACUACGCCAACCGCAACAACUGGCCAUUUGGCGUGGCUCUGUGCAAGAUCGUGCGUUUCAUGUUCUACGCCAACCUGUACUGUAGCAUCAUUCUACUCACAUGUAUCAGUGUGCACCGCUACCUGGGGGUCUGCCACCCGAUUCGCUCACUCAGACUGGCCAAGCCUCGCAAUGCGCACAUGGUAUGUGGACUGGUGUGGGCUGCCGUGAUUGUGUGCCUGGUGCCCAACCUUAUUUUCGUCAACACUUCACCAAGAGAUAACGACACGCUUUGUCACGACACGAGCAAACCUGCUGAUUUCGAGCAGUAUGUCACCUACAGCUCAGUUGUGAUGACACUGCUUUUCGGGGUGCCCUUUUUCAUCAUUGUGGUGUGUUAUUGCUUAAUGGCACGGACGCUCUGUCGACCCAGACUGAAUAACACCAGCCAGAAGAGCAAGAACUCCAGGAAAAAGUCCAUCACACUGAUAAUCAUAGUGCUCAUCGUGUUUGCUGUCUGCUUCGUCCCAUUUCACAUCACACGCACUCUCUACUACAAGUAUCGUGUAUUGGACGCCGAAUGCUGGGUCCUUAAUGUGAUCAACUUUUCAUACAAAAUCACGCGACCUCUAGCCAGUGUGAACAGCUGCCUGGACCCAAUCAUUUACUUCAUGGCGGGGGAUCACUACCGCUCCAGACUAUGUCAAGCAUUCAACAAAAAGAAAGAAUCUGACAAUUUGCAUUCACCAACAGGCAAAAAGAAUAACCUUGGACUGGUUUAUAAAAACCCUGUUGAUCAAGGCAGUAGUGGGUCCUAA